GACAUUCAUCUUUAUUUACAAACCUAUCCAAACAUUUGCAAAUUCUUUUGGACUUUAAUAUCAACUACAACCAAAAGGAACCUUGAAGGAACUUUGAAACUCAUACUCCACCAGACACUAAAGGUAUGAGUAAUAAGACAAAAAAAUAAAAACAAACAUCUGUAUUUAAAUACAGUUGUAUUUACCACACAUUAAACACCAUGAAAAACUUUAAUGAUGCUGGAGCAGCAAAGGAAACAGGAGGUGUGGUCUUUACCCUCUCUCUCUCUCUGUGUCUCUUCCUCUCUUAUCCAGCUGUUUAUAAGCAGCUGCUGGCGGCACAAGCGUCCACUCUCAAACAUGAAUCCGGUGAAAGAACUGCUGCUGAUGCUGGUGCUGCUUCUUUUGGUCAGCGCUCGCUGUGAGCUGAGGAGGCUGGACCCAGAUGUGGAGGAGGACGAGGAGGAGAAAAUGCUCGGAACAGAAGCAGGAGCUCAGCAGGAGGAGACAGCAGCGUCCUCUGCGGAGGGAGUAAAGCCGAAAUUCAGAAGAGGGAACUGGUGUGCAUAUGUGCAGAAGCAUGUCGUCACCAGGUCAGUGAAGUGUGCAGUAGAAAGGUAUUCAAUCAAAUCCCAGACUCCAUGUUCUAGUGGAAAUCCAAACUGUGAGAUGAUCAUGUACAAACUGUCCAAACGUCCUUUAUACACUGUGGAACAAAAGACAGUAACAGAUCUUCAGUGGCGUUGCUGUCCUGGUCACUCAGGAGACAACUGUGAGGUCACAGCUUCUGAUUCUCAGUCGGUUACUGAAAGCACAAGCCAAGGACCUGAACCUGGAGGAGCACCAAUCCAUAGUCCAGAUGUGCAAGAUGAGCAGAAGAAAAACCAGGAGCAGAAUGACGCCCAGAGCUACCAUUAUAUAUCACAACCACCUGCUAACCUGUACAACAAUCAAUAUGUUCACCAGCAACCAAGUCAACAUCUGGUAAUCUCUAACCCAGGAGCCGCUGACGUCCUCCUCGUCCCUCACAUAAUGGACCUGGUGAAGUCGCAGCUUCAGCCGGUCCUACAGGGUUUCAACAGUUCUCUGGAGCGCCUGAGUCGACAGGUAGAGGACCUGAGUCGUGACGUGGCCCAGCUGAACAGCAGCCAAAAGCUUCAGGCAUUUUCUGGGACGGCAGAGAUGACAGAGAGUGACGAUGCGGUAGAGGAGCGGUUGGACACCAAACUGGAUGAAGUGUAUGACCAAAUCCAGGAGGUGCGGGAGCAGAUGAGGAGUCAGAUCACAAACAUGGAGAACAGGCUCCACUCACAGCACGCGAUGCUGCACUACAACCUCACCAGCUUCAAGAUAGACAUGGACAUGAAGUUGAAACACCAGCACAAGGUGCUGCAGGUCAGUCUGCAGGCCAUGAACAGCACUCUGUCCGAGCUGAAACUGGACCAACGUGAGACCACACGGGUGGAGCCGGUAGACCACCUACAACCUCCGUCUCAGCAACACGCUGAUGUGUCCCCACUGUGGCAGGCCAUUAAACGCUUGGACGACAUGGUAGUCAACAACACAGUCAAGGUGGACGGGCUGAUGGAGGACGUGGACGUGACCUCUGGGGAAGCCCAGCAGCUGAGGUUUGACUUGAAAGACCUGGAGAAGCUGAUCAACAACACCGCCCGUCGCAGUCAGAUCCUGUUCAUGGAGACGGGGCUUGAGGUGGAGGAAGGCAAGGUCUCGGUGCUGAGGGAGGUUGAGGAGCUCUCGAGGAACAUAAGUGUGCACGCCAAGCUGCUGCAGGAACUGGACGUGGACAUGGAGUACCUGUACAGCACCCUUUACCAGAACCGCUCCACUGCCAACUGCAACUGCAAGAGCCUGACCCUCUCUCUCAGCAGACUGGAGAUGGUCGUGGCCAAUGUGUCAGCCCAGGCCAAUGAGAACAGUUUAGCCUUGGAAGACGGGAAGCCCUGGGCCAACGACUGGGAGCCAACCAUGGCGGUGUUACAGCACAACAUGCAGCAGGUGAAGAAGUCACUGGACUUGGAGCAGACCAAGACCAGCAGUCUGGACCAGAGCCUGUCCCAGCUGAACAAGUCAGUGAUCGCGGUCCAAGCUGUUGUCCGUGGCCUGGAGAAAAGAGACCGGCAGGUCAGGGAGGAGAUGCAGCUUCUCUCCGGCUCCUUCAACUCUCUGCUACAAGACACCAGCCGUCACAACGACGUGCUGGAGCUUCUGCUGAGCGAGGAGGUGCAGGAGUUCCUAGAGUGGCCUGUCCAGGACCAAGAAGGAAACUCCAUCCCAGCCCUGAAGGAAGAGCUGAGAAACCUGCAGGAACAGCUGAACAGCAGAGCAGACGAUCCCUCCUCUGUCUUCUUCUCUGAUGAUGGGAGGAGCAGCACUGGAGGAGCUGUCAGGGAGCACCAGCGUCUCCACAACACCGACAGGACACAUUUAGAUGAAGAUGGUAGUGACCUGUGGAACCUGGAGAAACUGGUGGAGGAGCUGAGGCUCAAAGUUCACAAGUUGGAGGAGAAAUCCUGCUCCUGUCCCAACUCUUCCAGUGGAAAGGACGUAGAGUCUGACGGUGCGGACAAGAAACUGCAGGCGGAGGUGAUGUGGCUGAAGAGAGACCUGGAGGAGCAUCUGAGGACGUUCAAGAAUGUCUUCAGCAAUGCUGACAUGCUGGCAAGUUCAGACGCUACAGUGGAGCUCGAUAAGCUGUGGAUGCUGCUGAAGAACCGAGGUGGGAAGAAGGACAAGAGACAGAGAGGAGAGAGGGAGGGCCCGGGGUCUGUGAGGGACGGGUCAAAACCAGGUGAAGAAGGGAAGCUGAGAAGCAGGAGGGAUACAGGUGGCGCUUCUUUGCCAUUUGGUCUCCCGAAUGACUCCCUGAUGUUUGUGGCUUCUUUGAGCCUCUCAGAUGAUGUUGUGUUUUAUGAAUCGUCUCUGAAUCGUGGAUAUUUCCAUCCUGACACUGGUGCCCUCACUGCUCCAGUUGACGGGCUGUACCUCUUCAUCCUCACCUUGGAAUUAAGGCCUGGUCCUGCCACGGUGAUUCUGAGGAAGACGGCGAGUGGAGCUGCUUUCCUGCUACACAAACAGAAUGUGGCUGCAGCAGAGACCAGACCAACCACAGGUUUAGGUCUCCUGAGGUUGAAAGAAGGGGAGCAGGUGAUGCUGGAACUGAGAGGAAGAGCAAGUCUUGCAUCACAGGACAAUGUGUUCACUGGGUUGUUACUACAUUCGGCCACCUGAGGACACUGCCCACAGGAAGAAAAAUAUAAUUUGGUUCCAAAUGUACUUUACAAGACUUUCCAAAUGUACUUUACAGAAAUGUGACAACACUGACAUUAACAGCAGACAAGCUCAGCAGCAGCUAAGCAAUACAUGUGCAGAUUGGCAGUUCAAAUAUGACAGCAUUACUUAGUCUAAAGAACUAAGUUUUUCUAUUUGUUGUCAGUGUUGUGUCACGUGGCUGAGAGGGAGGGCCAAUGAUUGUAAACUCAACAGAACAAAUGGCAAGUUGCAAUAAUGUUUUUAAAUCUGGACACUCAGACAUACAGUAUGUAUCUGUGGCUAAAGUGUUGUUUUUAAAUUGAUGAUAUGAUUUUUUUUUCUUCUGCAAAAUAAAGUUGACUGUCAGACAGGAUCAACUGUCAGUCAGCUGAUCUGGUCUAAUAAUGUUAGUGUUAAACGUUAUGAAUGCUGCAAUAAAAUAUUACAUUAAGAAA
Molecule: messenger RNA, 3704 nt
Organism: Cynoglossus semilaevis (tongue sole)
Lineage: Eukaryota; Metazoa; Chordata; Actinopteri; Pleuronectiformes; Cynoglossidae
Gene: mmrn2a
Product: multimerin 2a
Exons: 11
Coding region: 214-3228 (1004 amino acids)
Molecular function (GO): protein binding
Source: RefSeq, a predicted model, not a curated record